Messenger RNA from Colius striatus (speckled mousebird), 2133 nucleotides. It is a transcript of the gene PTCD1, whose product is annotated as pentatricopeptide repeat domain 1. Gene Ontology annotation, molecular function: protein binding; tRNA binding. The record is from RefSeq and is a predicted model, not a curated record. The transcript is spliced from 8 exons. Gene Ontology annotation, biological process: tRNA 3'-end processing. Bases 1 to 2133 code for a protein of 710 amino acids. NCBI's taxonomy places the organism in Eukaryota, Metazoa, Chordata, Aves, Coliiformes, Coliidae. Gene Ontology annotation, cellular component: mitochondrial matrix.
AUGAGGGCCGCGCGCCUCCUCGCCCCGCUGUGGCUCUUCGCCGCGCCGUGCCGCUGCGCCUCCUCCCUUCUGCCGCGGGAGCGGCGGCCAGUCCCCGCGCCGCGCCCGGAGCGGCUGCCGAGCCGGAGGCCGCUCUGCUCCUCACGGGCGCCCGGCACGCUGCCCGGUACCGACCCGAGGGAGAGUGGCGCUGGCAGCUGCGCCGAGAAGGAUAAGGAGGAGGAGGAGGAUGAUGAUGAAGGCAUAGAGUUCGGGACACUGUCUAAUAAAUUUUCCUCUCGAAAAUAUUAUCACAAAGCCACACCGCGCUUUCGGGAUUUGAAGCUGCGAGAAGAGGGAGAGGAAGAACCGGAAAGAAAACCGCGCCGCGGCCCUAAGAACACCCCGUACUGGUACUUCUUAAAAUGCAAAGCGCUCAUCAGGGACGACAAGCUGGCAGAGGCCCUGGAGCUGUUUGAGGUGCAGAUGUUGAAGGAAGAGCGCGUGCAGCCAGAAGAAUACAACUACACUGUUCUAAUCGGCGGCUGCGGCAGGGUUGGCUACCUGAAAAAGGCAUUCAGGCUCUACAAUGAUAUGAAAAAGCGAGGCCUGACUCCCUCAGAGGCCACAUACACAGCCCUGUUCAACUCCUGUGCGGAGUCGCCGUGGAAGGACUCGGGGCUGCAGAGUGCCCUGCACCUGCGGCAGCAGCUCAAGAGCAAAAACAAGGAGCUGAACCUACUGACGUACCACGCGCUGCUGAAGGCCUGUGCUCUCUGCUCUGACCUCAGGAUGUGCUGUGAUGUGCUGAAGGAAAUUGUGCACAAGGGGCAUGUUCCCACAGCUGAGACCUUCAGCUUCCUUCUCAUGAGCUGCAUCAAGGACAAGGAAAAUGGCUUCCGAUACGCCUUACAGGUUUGGAAACAAAUGACUAAACUUGGAAUCAAGGCUAACAGCUACAGCUACAAUCUGAUGCUGCGUGCUGCCAAGGACUGCGGAAUAGGUGAUCCUGUGGUGGCUUCUGAACUCCUGCUUAGAGCCACCGGUGAGAACUCGCCCCAGCUAAGGCUGGCACCUGGGAAGCAGCAGGAAAAGGUGAAAACUCAGAGGAAGAAGGGAGCAGAGAGUGCAGCUGCUAUCCAGCUGGAUGUGGAAGCCCUGGAAAAGCAAUUAUUUCAUGAGAGUUCCGUGCAGCCUGAAGAACUGAUCGGGAAACAAAACAAAGAUGUGACUCAGGCUGAAACAAAACCAGCUCUCAACAGCCCCAGCAUAGCUCACAGCACAACUCCAGAAUUGCUGAAGAAAGGCCAGAAGAUGGAGCAGGAGCAAGCACACCUAAGCCAGAAGCCACAUUUCUGCCAGCUGCCCAAUUUGCUGGAUUCCAGGGUGCCUGGUGCUGGCGUAGUUUCCUUGGGAACAGUAGCUACACCAUCUGAUCGACUGGCUUUGAUGGGGGACAUGGAGGGCUUCUUGAAUAAAAUGAAAGAGGACAAUGCAGAACCCACCAUUAAAACAUUUACAUUACUGGCUGAGCUGGUGGAACCCGGAAGCCCCUCAGAGUCCUCUUUACUGGCACUCCUGGAUGAGCAUAAAGUGAAAGUAGAUGUGAACUUCUUUAACACUUUAAUAAGGAAGAGAAGUAAACAGGGAGACCUGGAAGGAGCCAAGAGUGUGCUGCCCACCCUCGUGAAGAGGGGACUCUCGCCUAACCACCAGACCUUCUGUCACUUGGCAAUCGCUUGCCACCAAGAGAAGGAUGGACUGCAGUUACUCUCGGAUUUGAAGAGAUCUGGAGUGACUCCCAACAAGUACAUCUACAGCACCCUCAUUGAUGCUGCUGUGAAGAAGCUGAAUUACAGUUAUCUGACUGAGAUCCUGCGAGACAUGAGGAACAACCAAGUGCCUCCCAAUGAAGUCAUCAUCCGGCAGCUGGAGUUCGCAGCACAGUACCCUCCGAAAUUUGACAGGUAUAAGGAAAAGAACCCCUACCUGGAGAAAAUCGAUGGCUUCCGUGGGUACUACUAUCGGUGGUUAAAAAUAAUGGCAGGAGAGGAGACUCCCCACCCCUGGGCAAAGUACAGAACAGCAAAACAUGAAGUAGGUGACUCUGAGGCAGAGGCUGUGCAGGAGCAGCCAGGGCAGAAGGCGCAGUGA